AUGACUACAAUGUUGUUAGCGAGGAUGCUCCAGGGUUUCACUUGGGAGGCACCGGAUAAUGCGCGGUCAAUUGAAUUGGUUGAAAAUCACGACGACAUUUGCUUAGCUAAACCGCUUUUGGCAAUUGCUAAGCCACGGUUGCUUGAGUGGAUAACUGGGCCUAUCAAAGUUAGUAAUGGGCUAGGCCCAAAUUGCUUAAUACAUGGGCUAGGGCCCAAUGAUACUACGGUUGCUGGUUACUUCAUACCUAAGGGUAGCCAUGUUAUACUGAGUCGAUAUGGAGUGGGAAGAAAUCCAAAUGUGUGGCCAGAUCCGUUGUUGUUUAAACCAGAUCGACAUCUGCAUGGGGAAGAAAAACAAGUGGUUCUUACGGAUAAUAACCUUAGGUUGAUCUCAUUUAGCACAGGGAAACGUGGUUGUCCUGGAAUGAUGCUAGGCACAAUCAUGACUACAAUGUUGUUAGCGAGGAUGCUCCAGGGUUUCACUUGGGAGGCACCGGAUAAUGCGCGGUCAAUUGAAUUGGUUGAAAAUCACGACGACAUUUGCUUAGCUAAACCGCUUUUGGCAAUUGCUAAGCCACGGUUGCUUGAGUGGAUGUACCCUACAUAUUGA
Messenger RNA from Helianthus annuus (common sunflower), 612 nucleotides. RefSeq names its product tryptophan N-monooxygenase 1. Gene Ontology annotation, molecular function: monooxygenase activity; oxidoreductase activity, acting on paired donors, with incorporation or reduction of molecular oxygen; iron ion binding. Lineage: Eukaryota; Viridiplantae; Streptophyta; Magnoliopsida; Asterales; Asteraceae. The transcript is spliced from 3 exons. The coding region runs from base 1 to 612 and encodes 203 amino acids. The record is from RefSeq and is a predicted model, not a curated record.